AUGCCUCUGUUACCAACCAUUGAGGAAGAGAGUCAAAUGUCAUGGCUGCGCUUAUUUUGUCGCUAUCGAUUGCAAUUCCAGGCAAUGACCUCAGCUUCUGCUAUUUUCUUGGCUGGUGGCAUGAAAUUAGCUUGGUCUGUGUUUGAAACCCCAACUGUUAAUGCAAAGAGCAUAAUAACUUAUCAUCUCCUGACAAUAGCCUGGUUUGUUGGUGUGGCUGCUGGAGCAAUUAUGGCAUCGGCAUUUGUGCAGCGCGUUAGCAAGAAUGUUGCGCAUUGCAUAAGUGGCGCGCUUCUUCUGCUCGGCGGCGUUCUCUUUGUCAGCGCUCCCACUUGGUUCGCCUCGCUGCUGUGCAGUUGCCUGAUGGAAGGUUGUGCGUACGGCAUCAAUCAAAUACAAGGCCUUGUGACAGCCGGUGAGGUAGCACACAAAGACAUUCGUGGUUUAUUGGUUGCCAGUGAACGCAUUUUCCUUUGGCUGGGCAUCUGUCUACAACUACUCUGUACGCGCUUGUGGUUCGUAAUGGAACCAAUCAGCGGUUAUGCGUUGCACGUUAAUCAAUUACAUGGCUUCUUAGCGAUCGUGAUUGCAUUGUCUGCGCUCAUCUUCAACAUUCUCUAUCGCUUCGAAUCGCCCGUGCUGCUGAAGAUGCAGCAACGUAAUUUGGCCGCCACAUAUGUGAUGAAGCGUUUGCAAAGCGCGCCCUACCCCAGCAUUGAGGUAACACAAACGUGCGAGGAAUGUAAGCAGCUGCUGGAAUAUGAUGCCGGCCAAACAAUAUGGAUGGCAAUGCGCAAGAGCAACACCGUGCCGUUAUUAAAAGUGCUGCUGCUGCGUUGCUACGGUGCGAUUACGCUGUCAUUGCCAGUCAAUCGCACCUUCAUCACGGCCAGCAUGACUGGCUUGAAAUGUACCAUGAAUUGUGUUUAUCUGCUGGCACUUUGUGGUGUGCUUGGUAGCAUAGUGGGCGCUUUGUGCGUGGACAAAUAUGGACGACGGAAGAUCACCGUAAUUUCACUGUUAUUCUCUGGGAACUGCGCCUUUCUCAUGGGCGGCGUGCUGCACUACAUCUACGCGGAAAUUUCGACAAUUAUACUGCCGCAUCUGACAUUUGAGUUGGUCGUCUAUUUGAUGUUCUGCUAUCAGAUUUUUGCUUGCGCUGGUGUCGCGUUGGCUUCCAGUGUUUAUAUGGCAGAGGCAUUCACAACUUCGGUGAAAGCUAAGUGUUUGGCGACGCUGGUAGUGUGCGAGCAAGCUUUGCAAGUGGCUUUGGUCUUGACACUAUUCUAUGCCGAUUUUGCGGAGCCCCGAUUUUACUUCGCCAUAGGGGCGCUGGGCAUGGUCAUGGGCACAUUGGCGUUGUUUUUCUUACCUGAAACAAUGUAUUUGUCAUUAUACGAAAGUUUAGUGAAGUUCAACAAAGUUCCUUAAUACUUAUAAGUUAAGCUAAUGAUUCUAAUCGAAUUUAUGUAAAUGUAAGUUAAAAUAUAAGUGACUGUAUUUAUUUACGCGCACAGUGUAUUGCUUAAUUAGAAAUACCGCUUAUACACAUUUAAUUUUUUUUUUAUUUUUUGAAAAAUUAUUUAAUUUUACCUUUCCUUAUGUGAACAUGUGGCAA
This is a messenger RNA of Rhagoletis pomonella (apple maggot), 1618 nucleotides long. RefSeq lists its product as uncharacterized. Gene Ontology annotation, cellular component: membrane. The record is from RefSeq and is a predicted model, not a curated record. The coding region runs from base 1 to 1431 and encodes 476 amino acids. The transcript has 3 exons. Lineage: Eukaryota; Metazoa; Arthropoda; Insecta; Diptera; Tephritidae. Gene Ontology annotation, molecular function: transmembrane transporter activity. Gene Ontology annotation, biological process: transmembrane transport.